Messenger RNA from Oldenlandia corymbosa var. corymbosa, 1444 nucleotides. The record is from the annotation of a GenBank genome assembly. NCBI's taxonomy places the organism in Eukaryota, Viridiplantae, Streptophyta, Magnoliopsida, Gentianales, Rubiaceae.
CUUUACUCUUGUGUCUGAAUAUUUUUUCUCUGAUUUCAAGAGAGAGUCAGGCACAAAAAGAAAAAAAGAAAAAAAAUUCCAAUCAAAAAUACCAAAAAAACUUCUAGAGUUUUUUGUUAUUUUUUGUUUGAAAAAAAAAAUAAAAAAAAUGGGUUACAGUGGCGAUGGUUCAAAGAAGAAAAAGAUGGCCAUGUUGGGCGUCUCUUCAAUCCUCCUUGUAGCAGCCGUUGUUGGUGCUGUGACAUACGGCAUUAGCUCGAAAAACAAUGCCGAAACUGGCGCUCCGGCGGGCGGCGCCAGCGCAUCCCCGAGCUCCUCAACCAAGGCCGUGCAAUCCAUCUGCAAACACGUUGAUUACAAGGAAACCUGUGAGAACAGUCUCGCAAAAGCCGGGAACACAAGUGAUCCAAAGGAGCUUGUUAAGGUUGCAUUCCAGGAUGCUGCCAAGGAUCCAAGGACUUCUCAGGCCCUGGAAACUUGCAAAGAGGUCCUGGACACCGCCAUCGACGACUUCAAGAGGUCGUUCGCCCGAGUCGAGGAGUUUGACAUGAGCAAGGUCGACGAGUACCUUGCCGAUCUCAAAACAUGGCUCAGCGGCGCCAUCACCUACCAGGAAACCUGCAUCGACGCCUUCGAGAACACCACCGGAACCACCGGUGAGAAGAUGAAGCAGCUCUUGACAACCGCCUCACAGCUAUCCAGCAACGGUUUGGCUAUGGUUUCACAAUUUUCCGAAAUUAUCGGUACAUUGAAUAUCCCUGGAUUGAAUAGGAAGCUCAUGUCGACUGAGGCCCUGGAUGAGCAAUCCUACCCUGAUUUCGUCAAUGCCAAGCAACGCAAACUCCUCGGGGCCGAUCCCUCCACCUUGAAGCCUAACGCCGUCAUUGCUUUGGAUGGAAGUGGCACACAUAAGACAUUCAAGGAUGUGAUCAACACCAUCCCGAAGAACAACAGCGUCCCCUUCGUCAUUCUUGUCAAGGCCGGUGUCUAUCACGAAACUGUUAUGAUCCCAAGAAAGAUCAACAAUGUUUACAUCUUCGGUGAAGGCCCUGAGAAGACCAAGAUCACCGGUAACAAGAACUACGUCGAUGGAAUCGGCACCUUCCAUACUGCCACUGUUGGAGACGAAGGAAUAGAAUUGGUGGUUGACUCAAAGGACCUUCAACAGCAGAGCAAAGCCCUCGAUAAGCUCACCGACCAUGUCGAAGACCGUCAGCUCGACUCCACUCGUGUUCAGGAGGCGAUGGCUUCAAUUGCUGCAUCUAGGGAAGCUGAUCUGCAAGCAAAGAAAUUAAGGGAGAAGGAAUUAGCUGCGGUUAAGAUCAAUGCAGUUGAUGUAGAUAUAAUUGCCAACGAAUUAGAGCUGGACAAGAAGUUGGCAGAAAGAGUCUUACGCGAGCACAAAGGAGAUGCAGUUGCAGCGAUUCGAUCUUUAAUUGACUGA